AUGGCAAGCGCAAGCAAUAAAGUACCUAAUUCAACGGAUGGGAAUCUCGAAACAUAUUCUCUUCUUUGGCUUGAUGGAAAAGUUAAUAAAACCGAAGAAAAUUUAAAAACACAACAAAAACUUCGGCAAAUAAUUAAUCAUCUUAAAACAUUUACUGAUAAAGAACAAUGUCAAGAAUAUAUUUCAUCAGUUUCUCAACAAGACCGACUUGUUAUUAUUGUUAGUGGUCAUUUUGGUCGACAAUUAGUACCUGUUAUUCAUCCUUUAAGACAAGUUUCAUCUAUUUAUGUUUAUUGUAUGGAUAAAAAAGCAAACGAACAAUGGGCAAAUGAAUUCAAUAAAGUCAAAGGUGUCAUUACGCGAUUAAAAGAUCUUAUUACUCAAAUUGCAUUAGAUCAUAAAAGUCGAAUACAAUCUGAAAAACCACUUGUAAUCAGUAUUUAUAAAAUAAAUGAUAAUUUAAAUGAAUUAAAUAAUCAAUUUAUUUAUUCAUAUUUAUUAAUUGACUUACUUCUUCGGAUGAAAUCAGUUGAAACAAAUAAACAAGCAUUAAUCGAUAUUUGUAAAGAACAAUUUCCUAAUAAUUUUGCGCAAUUAAAUCUUAUUGAAGAAUUUAAGGAGAAUUAUAAAAAUGAUAAAGCAAUAUCGUGGUAUACAAGAAAUUCAUUUUUAAAUCAAAUUUUAAAUAAAGCAUUAAUAACACAAAAUAUUGAUUUAUUAUUUUUAUUUCGUUCUAUUAUUUACGAUAUUUGUGAACAAUUAAGACAAUAUCAAAUUAAAUUACCUAUACAAGUUUAUCGUAGUCAAAUGAUGUCAACCGAUGAAUUAAAUAAUCUUCAACAAUCAAUUGGAGAUUUUAUUUCAAUGAAUUCAUUUAUUUCAACAUUUAUACAAAAACAAAAAGCAUCACAAUUUUCAAAUAUUUCAAAUGAUUUACAUCGUGUUCUAUUUAUUAUUGAUGCCGAUCCAAAUGUUGUUAUAUCGAAACCAUUUGCUGAUGUUAGUCAAUUUACUGAUGAUUAUGAAAUAUUAUUUAUGGUCGGGUCAAUUUUUCGUAUAAAUCAUAUUCAUCAAGAUUUAGAUGAACAAAUUUGGGUAAUUCAAAUGAGUUUAUGUGGUGAUAAUGAAAAACAAUUGAAAGAUGUUUUUGAUCGUAUGAAAAAAAAUUAUGGAGGUGAUGGUAAAGAAGUUAGUCUUCGUUCGUUUGGUGAUCUAUUACGUGAUAUGGGUAAAUUGGAUUUAGCAGAAAAAAUGUAUUCUCGUUUACUUAAUGAACUUCCAUCGAAUGAUGCAUCACUUCCCGAUUUGUACAAUUCAUUUGGUGUAUUGAGCAAAGAGAAACGUGACUAUAAUACGAGUCUUCAAUGGUAUAAUAAAGCAUUAGAAAUGAAUACAAAAAUAAAUUCAUCUGAUUAUGUUAAAAUAGGAAGUUUAUAUAAUUCCAUUGGUGUAGUUCAUUGGAAAAAAUAUGAUCCCGUUAAUUCAGUAAAAUAUUAUAAGAAAGCAAUUGAACAUUUUCGACAAGCACGUGAUGAAAAUCAUUCAUCUCUUGGUGAAUUUUACAAUAAUAUUGCGACGGUUUAUCAAAGAGAGAAAAAGUUUGCCAAGUCAUUGAAAUAUUAUAAGAAUUCAUUAGUUAUUCAAGAAAAACAUUUACCUUCUAAUCAUGUAGAUAUAGCUACGUGCUAUAAUAACAUUGGAAGUGCUCAUUUUGGCCUCGAGGAUUACAAACUUGCACAAGAAUAUUACAAUAAAUCACUUGAAAUUCGAUUGAAAUCACUUCCUGCACAACAUCCGGACAUUGCCGUGUGCUAUAAAAAUAUUGGUGCAAUCUAUGAAAAGAAAAGUGAAUGGCAACAAGCAUUAACUUAUUAUGAAAAAGCAUCGACUAUCUAUCGUAAUUCAUUACCACCUCCGAUUUCGAAUUUGAUUAAAAUUAAUCAAGAUAUUGAUCGUGUAUCAUCAAAACUUAAAUAA
Messenger RNA from Adineta steineri, 1977 nucleotides. Lineage: Eukaryota; Metazoa; Rotifera; Eurotatoria; Adinetida; Adinetidae. The record is from the annotation of a GenBank genome assembly.